Micropterus dolomieu (smallmouth bass) is the source of this 940-nucleotide messenger RNA. Its product is annotated as transmembrane protein 238-like. The record is from RefSeq and is a predicted model, not a curated record. Bases 86 to 649 code for a protein of 187 amino acids. The transcript has 2 exons. Lineage: Eukaryota; Metazoa; Chordata; Actinopteri; Centrarchiformes; Centrarchidae.
CACAUUACAGGUGGGGAAAUGUGCGUCCUGAUAACCAAGUUAAAGUGUUCAGCGCCGUUAUUCGGGCUCUCACCUCUCCUCCGGCAUGGCCCCCAGCAGCGUGGGGAAAUGCGCGCUGUUGUUCUUCCUCGCUGUUGUUUUUGAUGUAUCUGGUUUGGUUGUACUUCUCGUCGGGAUUUUCGGCAACCUGAACUUGGACGGCCGCUUCUACGGGGAUUUCCUCAUAUACACGGGCUCGAUCAUUAUUUCACUCAGUUUGGUGUGGUGGGUUUUGUGGUACACGGGCAACGUCCAGCUGUACGAGGAGGACAGGCCGGGCUCCCUGGACAUCACUUUUACGCACUGGGCCAGAAAGCUGUCGGAGAGGCUCUCCAUAGGCGGCAUGAGAGCUCUGGAAGCCGGAGAGGGGAAGAAGAAGAGCGUGGGGAAUGGGAAGGAGAUAAACGGGACUCUGGGUGCUGUUUCGCCGUGUCGGAUUAUGUGGGAAAACAGCUGCAGCAGUGGAGCCAAGUCGGGUUACGACAACAGAGGCUUUGACGAAGGGACCAAGUGCGCAUCUCCAGCUGACAAAAACGUGGAGAUGGGGGCGUUGAGGUGCUCAGACGUGGCUCUGCAGGCAGCGGAGACCAAGGCAGAGAGACUUCUCUGACAUGAGCUGGUGACAGGCAGCUUUCCUGGUGCUGAAGGAUGGGCCAUGCUGCUUUCCAAAAUCUCCAGCAGACUGAGAAAGUUGAGCUUCUGAACUAAAGUCACUUUUUUAUUUUUUAAUGGGAAAGACUAUUUCUUAAUCAGGGGAAGCCCUGCAUCCGGUAAGCGGAUGGGCUGUGCACAGAUGAAGAAAAGGUUUUUAACUUGUAAAUAGAACAUUUCUAUUUUUAUGUGCUGAUUUUCUGGCAGAUAUAACUCAUUUUUUUGGGAAUAAAGUUUACAUGUAAUUGGA